Ciona intestinalis (vase tunicate) is the source of this 4119-nucleotide messenger RNA. The record is from RefSeq and is a predicted model, not a curated record. Lineage: Eukaryota; Metazoa; Chordata; Ascidiacea; Phlebobranchia; Cionidae.
CGUCAACACAAGGCGCCCACGGGCCAACGUAAUUUAGUAACCUGGCUUUAGAUGGGCGUCGGUUCGUUCGCCGCGUCUCGUCGACCACUAGCACAGGAAACCGGGGUUGCCUAUGUAAGCCACUUCCGACAGAAAAGAUUUUUAGGAACUUUGUUUUAAAGGGAGUGGUGCUUGGUUAAUUUCAGGGGGGAAUUAUGCAGUGCUUAUGUCUAGGCUUGGGUAAUGGUUCAAGUUAGCGCGGUCUUAAUUGCGGUAAAUAAAUAUUUUUUCAGGCAGUUUCCUUUAUUCUAGGCAUUCGUUUUAUUUUAGGCGCUUUGUUUAAUUUUUUUUAUGAUAGUAGUGUUUUUUCGAUUGCAAUUUUAAACGAAACAUUUUUUUCUAUGCAAGUGUAUAGUGGACAUGCACAUGUAAAGCAAAGCAAUUCAAACCUAGCAUCGACUUAAAAUAUUUCAUCAACUAGACUAAAACGAAGACGCAAUCUUGCGUAGUGCGGCAACAUAAAACAGUGCGUACCAUGUCUGUACUAGAUUACUUAUUUUCAACCACCAGCGCUCGGAUGACUUACGUAAAUGAACGUAAACUACUACGUCGGCUUUAAAUAAUACUUUGUUACUACUGCUACUAGACACCAUUGCCAAUUGUCCUAUUUGUCACCUGUGGUAUAGAAAAGUUUAUUUUAUUCCAACACUUUGUCUAUCAGAGGAUAAUUUUCUGCGACAUGAUUAGUAUAAUGCUUGGACGUGCGUCUUAUAGAAUUACGUUUUCACCGAACCGUAACAGAGCAAUUCGGUUAACUAGUAACGGAGAUGACUGCGUACCAAUCUACCAGAAAAAAUACGUGACUGGUACAAUGGGAAUUUGGAUUUAACAAUUUCUGUUUCAAAGAUGGAAAACAUGAUUUCACUUCUCGCGACAUGGUUUGAAAACUUAUGUGGAGCAGUGACGUAACUGAGUAUAGUGUGACGUAACGGUCGACGUGUUUACGGGUUGUGGGGGGAAGCGAAAAUAUGCGAGCGAUGUCUUGACGUUGUUGGAAACACGCAACCGCUAGUUAAUGGAAGCUGCUGGAACGUCAGCUUGGUGAAAAUAACCGAGCUAUGAAUUACAGGGUGGAGCUAUUGCGGUAACGAUAGGCGGGAGAUUAAUUCGUGUAGUUGUUGCGUGUCUAUGCGCUGUCAUGUACAUAGAGAGGGAGCAUCUAAAAUAAAUUUACGCGAAGGAUUAAAGAGCAUAGCAAACAAAUUAAGCGGACUCUCUUACGACGGCAACAUAUUAGCAAAGACGCACUAAAACUAUCCGUCGCUGAUGGCUGUCAUGGAAGAGGCGACGAAGGAAGGAAAGAAGGCUCGCCUAUCAACUUCAAAGAGCGCGACUGUGGCCCGCAUUCUUAUAGCUGUUAUUGUCAUGGACAGUUGGUCAAAAUAGGGUAGCGCUUGAGCACCUGGAAAAGAGCUUAGAGGGCUUACUAAGGAGAUUAAAGGACGGAAGGAUUUCAAGUUUUAUUACUUGACAGAUGAGCUGCUGUGGUAUGAGAAACGAAGUGGUGGAGAGAGGUGUAUUAUGUGCUGCUAUGCUGUUUGCUAAACGUUCAAGGCGCUUUGAUACGACGCUGAGUCUUUGUGUUGCUGGCAUAGCGAGUUUAAUGUGUUUGUUUGCGGUUCUACAGAUUUUGCGUUUAAAUAGUUAAGAGUGUAUAUGAAGUUAUAAUGAAGUCGAUUUGUUGCUUUGUGCUUAUGUUACUCUGUGUGGUGGUUAGAGCACAGCAUGGAAGAUCUACUGAAGUACAAGCCGGCCACAGCAUGAACGGCGUAUGCGAUGAAGGGUUCAGGUAUCAAGAGAACGUGGGGUGUACAGACAUCAACGAAUGCACGGAACUUGCGCCAUGUAAGAUAGGACAAGUGUGCAGGAAUCUAUGGGGAAGCUACCUUUGUGUGUGCCCGAGAGGGUACAGGUUCGACGCCCGCACAGGUGUAUGCAACGAUAUUGACGAAUGUGGAAUGGGAUAUUGCGGCAACGGGGAGAAGUGUAUCAACACCAUAGGAUCAUUCAACUGCCUUUGUUCACCGGGCAUGGUAAAGAUUGGAAGAUUUUGUCGUGAUGUGAACGAAUGCACUCAUUCCCCAUGUGAUUCAAACCAGUACUGUAUUAACAGCAGGGGUAGUUAUCACUGUCGUUGUAAGGCGGGUUACUCUGAUGCGGGUGACGGGUCGUGUGUGGAUACGGAUGAAUGCGCACAAGGGAUGUGUCAAGCGCUGGGAGAGACAUGCAGAAACACAGUUGGUUCAUAUGAGUGUGUAUGCGAUAGAGGAUUUACAAAGGACCCCACUACUAAUGGAAGAUACUGUAUGGACGUGAAUGAAUGUGACUUGGAUAUGUGUAGCGAGAAUUCUGAAUGCAUCAACACACAAGGCUCGUACUUCUGUAGAUGCCAUCGUGGAUAUACUAAACAUCAAGGUGUAUGUGUCGACAACCAGGAAUGCAGCUUGGGUGAGGGGAAUAAAUGUCAGUGGAGAUGCAGGAACACACCUGGUGCAUUUGAAUGUGAAUGCCCUGUUGGGUAUGACAAGUUAGAUUACUCAUGCAACGAUAUCAAUGAAUGCGACCGUGGAGCUUCUGUUUGUGGGCCAAGUGAUACUUGUGUUAACACAAGAGGAGGACACAAGUGUAUGAAACAGAUAACCUGCCCAGAUAACAACUUCUACAGGAAACUUAUGCGAACGGAUGAGUUUCGGUAUCGACAGAUUACAACUAAUAUCUGCAGAAGAAAGAGAUGUAGGCGUGUGACCUCUAAUAAUGAGACUUUUGCUCAAUGCAAAGCCCAAUCAUUGAGUAUUAGCUACCAUUAUAUUGAUAUCCCUACUGGCCUCAAACUGCCGAGUAAUCUUCUGAAAAUAUCAUUCUCUCCAAGACGGCGAAGACAGCAGUAUCAUUUCCAAAUCGCACAAGGUGAGGAAAACGCAUUCAGUCUUCGACAGCCAUCAAUGUACCGACCCCAGGCAUACCUUGUGCUCACUGGCGAGCUGACAGGGCCCUCGGAGCACAUGGUUAAAGUUGAUAUAAGCACAUACAACAGGAGGGGUGAAAUGAGGGACAACAGGAUGCUAACAAUAACCGUCUUCGUGUCAGAAUAUACUUUCUAAUGAGAGCUGCACAGCACAUAUAAGAUUGUCGAUUAUGUAUGGUGUACAGGAACUUGUAUAUUUCCAAUAAAAAGUAAUUUUAUAUUCGUUUCUAUAUAGAUCUAUAUAUUUUAAACGCUAAAUUGGCAAGCUGCAGUCUAUAUGGCGUAAAUUAAGCUCAGUGAAUCGUAAGUAAUGGUUCAGCUGUUGCAAUGAAAAUAUGUGUUUGAUUUGGUGAAAUACCAAACAACAGUCAAUGGUGAAAGGUGUAUUUAUUACCUCCAUUACCAUUCUAGCAUUGUGUUUAUAGUGCUUACAUUUCAAGCUUACAAUCUGAAGUAUUAACAAAACCAUCUAUUGUUCAUGAAUGAAAGUAACCUUUUCAUUUUUUUAUUUAUGAAACUUAACUUCCAUCCCUUUGCUAUGUGGUUUACCAUGAUCAUAGGAAUGCUAUAACAAAGCAGUUUGUGGCUGCCUUGCUAACUGAAGCAUUUUGUGCAAACUAAUUAAACAUCAGCAUUUGCCUUUCUAACAGUUUUGUAUUAGCAGCAUUUAAAGCAGUGGUUCUUAACCCUUUUCCACAACACUAUAUGGCCAACUGUUUAAACUACCCUAAAAUUUUUAAUUAAGUAGGCUACUGCAUAUUUUUUUUCUUUAUUUAUUUAUCAAAUACAGACCAUUUUAAUGAAUCUUUAAAAUUAAUUGACAUCAAGGUUAAGAACCACUGCAUUAAUUUAACCUCAUCCAAUUAUUCGCACCAUAAAGCAAAGGUUUUCCAAGUUAUUUUGUGUACAGUAUAUGCUCUUCUUGGCGCCUGUGAAAUAUCGUUUUCUUACACUUACACGUCUUUGUUUGUACGUAUUGUUUUCUAUAUUUUCAAUGUAGAGGUGCCACCUUCGGGGUGCCAGACCGAAAUUUCUAAUAUUUUUACUACAGUCCUUCAUACCCUUUCAUGGUUCAGCAUGUACAAUGUAGAAUAAAGCUGCAACCUGAUAUGUGA